Zonotrichia leucophrys gambelii is the source of this 2552-nucleotide messenger RNA. RefSeq names its product double PHD fingers 2 (gene DPF2). Gene Ontology annotation, molecular function: histone binding; histone H3K4 methyltransferase activity; transcription coactivator activity. NCBI's taxonomy places the organism in Eukaryota, Metazoa, Chordata, Aves, Passeriformes, Passerellidae. The record is from RefSeq and is a predicted model, not a curated record. Gene Ontology annotation, biological process: positive regulation of transcription by RNA polymerase II. The transcript has 12 exons. Gene Ontology annotation, cellular component: MLL3/4 complex; nucleus. Bases 42 to 1259 code for a protein of 405 amino acids.
UCCGCGCACGCGCCCCGCGGCGCCCCGGCGGCGGAGCCAAGAUGGCGGCGGUGGUUCAGAAUGUGGUCAAGCUGCUGGGCGAGCAGUACUACCGGGACGCCAUGGAGCAGUGCCACAGCUACAACGCGCGGCUCUGCGCCGAGCGCAGCGUGCGCCUGCCCUUCCUGGACUCGCAGACCGGCGUGGCCCAGAGCAACUGCUACAUCUGGAUGGAGAAACGGCACCGCGGGCCCGGUCUGGCAGCAGGGCAGCUCUACUCGUACCCGGCGCGGCGCUGGCGCAAGAAACGGCGCUCGCACCCCCCGGAGGAUCCGCGCCUCUCCUUCCCCUCCAUCAAACCCGACACAGAUCAGGCCCUGAAGAAGGAGGCGCUGCUGGCGCAGGACGGCAGCAGCCUCGAGGCGCUGCUCAGGACCGAUGCCCUGGACAAGCGCUCCCUGCCCGACGCGCGCGGGGACGACGAGAGCCUGGGCGAGUUCCCGGCCACCAACAGCCGCGCCCGCAAGCGGAUCCUGGAGCCCGAGGAUUUCCUGGACGAUCUGGACGAUGAGGAUUACGAGGAGGACACGCCCAAGCGGAGAGGGAAGGGCAAGGCCAAGGGCAAAGGCGUCGGGGGCGCCCGGAAGAAGCUCGAGGCCGCCAUCCUGGAGGACCGGGACAAACCCUACGCCUGCGACAACAGUUACAAACAAAAGCAUUCCUUGAAACCUCCCGACCGAGUCUGCGGGAAGCGCUACAAGAACCGGCCCGGCCUCAGUUACCACUACGCGCACUCGCACCUGGCCGAGGAGGAGGGCGACGACAAGGACGACUCGCAGCCGCCCACGCCCGUGGCGCCGCGCCCCGAGGAGCACAAAUCCAAGAAGGGCCCGGACGGGCUGGCGCUCCCCAACAAUUACUGCGAUUUCUGCCUGGGCGACUCCAAGAUCAACAAGAAGACGGGACAGCCCGAGGAGCUCGUGUCGUGCUCCGACUGCGGCCGCUCCGGGCACCCGUCGUGCCUGCAGUUCACCCCGGUGAUGAUGGCUGCGGUGAAGACGUACCGCUGGCAGUGCAUCGAGUGCAAGUGCUGCAACAUCUGCGGCACCUCCGAGAACGACGACCAGCUGCUGUUCUGCGACGACUGCGACCGCGGCUACCACAUGUACUGCCUGACGCCGCCCAUGGCCGAGCCCCCCGAGGGGAGCUGGAGCUGCCACCUCUGCCUGGACCUGCUCAAGGAGAAGGCGUCCAUUUACCAGAACCAGAACAGCUCCUGAUCCUGCUCUUCCUCCCCAUCCUCAUCCUCAUCCUCCCCCUCACGCCCCCGUCCCUCCUCAUCCUCACCCCCUCGACUUCGGGGCCUUUUCUUUUCCCUUUUUUUUGGGUCCUUUUCCCUUUUUUUGGGUCCUUUUCCCCUUUUUCCCCUUUUUUUGGGACUUUUUUCCCCUUUUUUUGGGUCCUUUCCACUUUUUUUUUGGGUCUUUUCCUCUUUUUUCCCCUUUUUUCCCCUUUUUUUUUGGUAUUUUCCCCCCUUUUUUGGGUUUUUUUCCCUUUUUUUUUUUUUUGGUGUCCUUUUCCCCCUUUUUCCUCCUUUUUUUUCCACUUUUUUGGGGCUCCUUUUUCUUUUAUUCCCCUUUUUUUUUAUUUUCUUUUUUUUUAUUCUCUCAUUCCCUUUUCCCCCCUUUUUCCCUUAUUUCUUUCACCUUUUUCCAUCUUUAUUUAAACUCUUCCAUUCCCUUCAUUCCACCCCUUUUUUUUUCUCCCUUUUCCCAAUUUUUUCUCAUUUUUUCCCAAUUUUUUCCCAAUUUUUUCCCAAUUUUUGCUCCUUUUUUCCCCUCUUGACAUUUUUUCUGGGGUGACCCCGCAGGGUGACAUUUUUGGGGUGACUUUCAUCCCUUCCUCCCCAAUUCCCAGGAUUUCACCCCAAAAUUCACCCCCUCCCCCAAAUUUCCCUUUUCCUCUUUUUUUUGGGGAAUUCUGGGGCGAUAUUGAGGCUUUUUUUUUUUUUCCCUUUUUUUUUGAGGGAUUUUUUUUCCCACUUUGAUUUUUAUUCCAUUUUCCCUCAUUUUUCCCCCCCCCCCCCUCAGGAUCCUCCCGGCCCCUCCCCCUCCAGGCCCGACCCCUCCCCCGCCCCAAAACGGGGCAGAAUCCCCGGAUUUGGGACAAAAUGGGGCAAAACCCCCAAAUUUUGGGGUGCAAAAGCUCCUUUGGGGGGCAGGGAGGGGUUGGGGGCUCUGGGAACCCCCAAAAUUCCCCAAAUUUCCCCCAAAUUUUCCCCUCCCCGGGUCCCGUGGACUGAAUGUGCCUGUUUUUCUAAAAAACCACAAAAAUAAAUGAACUUUAAAGCACCUACCUCCGAGUGCCCCUCCCCCCCUGCACCCCCAAACCCCCCGAGAGGAGCCCCCGGGAUGGGCCCCAAAAACGGCAAAAAUAACCCCAAAAAAAUGGCCAAAAUAACUCCAAAAAAUGGGGAAAAUAACAAAAAAAAUGGCCAAAAUAACCCCCAAAAAUGGGGAAAAUAACCCCAAAAAAACCCAGGCAAAAUAACCCAAAAAAUGGCCAAAAUAACC